UCCUUACGGUGGUCUCUUGUUUUGUUGUGCUGACCUGCGCUUUCCCUCCUUCUCCCUAUCUUUUUUUUUAAUGCAGAAACGAGAAGCAGAAGGAAGAAGAGGUUUGUGUCCAGCCCCCGCUACGUGGAGACCAUGCUGGUAGCCGACCAGUCCAUGGCCGAGUUCCACGGCAGCGGGCUGAAGCACUACCUCCUGACACUGCUCUCCGUGGCGGCCAAGCUGUACAAGCAUCCCAGCAUCCGCAACUCCAUCAGCCUCGUGGUGGUGAAAAUCAUGGUCAUUUACGAGGAGCGGAAGGGACCUGAUAUCUCUUCGAACGCGGCCCUGACUCUGAGAAACUUCUGCAGCUGGCAGAAGCAGCACAACCCGCCCAGCGACCGGCACGCGGAGCACUACGACACGGCAAUCCUCUUCACCAGGCAGGACCUGUGCGGUGCCAAGACAUGUGAUACUCUUGGGAUGGCUGAUGUGGGAACAGUUUGUGAUCUAAACCGCAGUUGCUCUAUCAUAGAAGACGAUGGUUUGCAGGCUGCCUUUACAACAGCCCACGAACUAGGCCACGUGUUUAACAUGCCUCAUGACGAUGCAAAGCAGUGUGCUGGCAUUAAUGGAAUAAGCCGGGAUUUCCACAUGAUGGCAUCUAUGCUUUCCAAUCUGGAUCGCAGCCAGCCGUGGUCUCCGUGUAGUGCCUACAUGAUUACAACAUUUUUGGAUAAUGGUCAUGGUGAGUGUUUGUUAGACAAGCCCCACAAACCAAUCCAGCUCCCUUCUGACUUGCCUGGCACGUUGUACGAUGCCAACAGGCAGUGCCAGUUUACAUUUGGAGAUGAGUCCAAGCACUGCCCCGACGCAGCCAGUACGUGUACGACGCUGUGGUGUACUGGCACUUCUGGAGGACUGCUUGUGUGCCAAACCAAACACUUCCCUUGGGCAGACGGCACCAGUUGCGGGGAAGGGAAGUGGUGCAUGAAUGGCAAGUGUGUGAAUAAAACUGAGAAGAAGCAUUAUGAUACGCCAGUGCAUGGGAGCUGGGGGUCCUGGGGGGCGUGGGGAGAGUGCUCCCGGACCUGUGGUGGUGGAGUGCAGUACUCCUUCAGGGAGUGUGACAACCCCAUCCCGAGGAACGGCGGGAAGUACUGUGAAGGGAAGCGCGUGCAAUACAGAUCAUGUAACAUCGAGGACUGCCCGGACAACGAUGGCAAAACGUUUAGGGAGGAACAAUGUGAAAAGCACAAUGAGUUUUCCAAGUCUCCCUUUGGAAGUGGACCUGCAGUGGAGUGGACACCCAAGUUUGCUGGUGUCUCUCCGAAGGACAGAUGCAAGUUGGUUUGCCGAGCAAAAGGAACAGGAUACUUCUUUGUUUUACAGCCAAAGGUUGUGGACGGCACCCCAUGUAGCCCCGAUUCCACGUCCGUGUGUGUGCAGGGGCAGUGUGUAAAGGCUGGCUGUGACCGUGUGAUAGGGUCCAACAAGAAGUUUGACAAAUGCGGUAUUUGUGGUGGCAACGGAUCCACUUGCAAGAAAGUGUCCGGCACACUUGUAAGAGCAAAACCCGGCUACCACGAUGUCGUCACCAUUCCGGCUGGGGCAACCAACAUCGAGGUGAAGCAGCGGAACCACAGGGGCGCGAGGCACGAUGGCAGCUUCCUCGCUAUCAAAGCUGCAGAUGGCACCUACGUCCUCAACGGUGACUACACCUUGUCCACGCUGGAGCAGGACAUCACCUACAAGGGCAGCGUGCUGAGGUACAGCGGCUCCUCGGCCGCCCUGGAGAGGAUCCGCAGUUUCAGCCCCCUGAAGGAGCCUUUGACCAUCCAGGUCCUCACGGUGGGGGACCUGCCACAGCCCAAGAUCAAGUUCACCUAUUUCGUGAAGAAGCCCACGCAGCCUGGGUCGGAGAAGGCACCCGGUAGGAAGAAAGAGUCCUUCAACGCCAUCAGGGAGAUCAUCUCGUCCGAGUGGGUCAUCGAGGAGUGGGGCGAGUGCUCCAAAUCGUGUGGCUCGGGCUGGCAGCGGCGGGCAGUGGAGUGCCGGGACCCGCAGGGCCGGCCGGCCUCCGACUGCGCCCGGGAGCUGAAGCCCAGCAACCUCCGUCCCUGUGCCGACGUGCCCUGCCCGCAGUGGCAGCUGGGGGACUGGUCACCCUGCUCUAAGACAUGUGGGAAAGGUUUCAAGAAGAGAUUGUUGAAAUGCAUUUCUUACGACGGCAGCGUGCUGCUGCAAGAGAGCUGUGAACCUUCCAAGAAACCGAAACACCUAAUAGACUUCUGCAACGCUACAGACUGCAGUUAAAAUAGGACAAGUUGGGAAAGCUAAAAGUCUUUUUUUUUUUUUUUUUUUUUUAACUUCAGAACAAUGCACUGAAAAAAAAAAAAAGAGGGCUAGAGGCAGCACAUCUGUUUUUGCAUAAAAAAUUCAUAGUAAGGAUCCACUGAGGUGUGGGACAGUGCAAAUAGCUUUUGUUGGCUUUGCAUCCUAAAAAUACCCUGCCAACUGAAAAUUUGAUGGGAUAGCAGACCCAUGUCACUCACUCGACUUCAGCAGAUAAGGCCCAAAGGCAUCAUAAUGGCCUUUUUUAAAGUCUGUUACAAAUUAAACAAAACAGGAGCAGUAAGACACGUUUUAAGCAAACAUUUUGGGGUUUAGUUAUUUCUUCCUUCUUUUGGAUUUAUAUUGUGGUACUGAUCAAGUUCCCAGGUGUAGGAAAGCAGGGAAAGGGGAGUGAAAAAGAUAGCUUAAAAUAAUUGGUCAGAGCUUACCUACCUCACAAAGGGCAAAAAAACAGGAUUGGAAAAGGAGCUUUAACUAUGUCAUUCAUGGCUGCUAUUGUUUUAGAGAAUAGUUUUAUAUAAGAAUAAAGCCAUAUUCUCUACGUGUAAAGAGUAAGAAAUAUCAAGAAUAGUCGGACAACUUCACAAAUAACUAAAUUUUUUGGGUUUUUUAAGUGCCUUUAUGUCAUCCCAAUGUGCCUGUCCAUUUCUCUCAUCCACUCCAGUGCCAUUGUGGUGACAUAUGUAAUCCAGAGGCUAGAAAAAGUGGAAAUCUUAAUGGAACAUAUAUUAUCUCUGGUUGCUCUUUGUGCCUUCUGCAUACCUUCCACUGGCUUUUCUGAUUCCAGCUUGGUCCUACCUUCCUGUCAAACAGACUGAUGGAGUUUGUGAGCAUUUGAGUGAAGCUUUGACAUUCAAAUCUUUUGCCUUGCCCCAGCCAAUGGAUAUUGUUUGCAUUUGGGUUAAAAAAAAAGAAGAAUCCCACUGUGAAUGGGAACCUCCUAUGUGGCCUCUGAUGGGUUGUAGUGCUCAAUCACUGAUAAGGUGGGAAGGCAAAGCUGAAGGAUAGCAGGUCCAUCCACAGCUGCAUUCACAUGAUUGAAGUUUGUGCCAGUUCAUAGACAAUGAGAGAAUAUGGCUUUCCAUAUGUAUAUAGUAAAAUAUAUUACUAUAGAUUUUAUAUACUUUAUAAGUAUUUUAUAUUUCUUUCCCUUCUGGGAAAGGUUAUAAAUUGUAAUAAAUGCAUAUAAUGAGCAUAUUUAUUUUUAUACUUCUUGUCUAAUGUGAUCUUCUAAGUUAUCACUUUUUUAAAAGGACAUAUAACAAGGAUAGAGUAUUUAUACAGUAUAAUAUGUUACUAGAGGUAAUAAAAGAACCCUAUAAAUUUUG
Molecule: messenger RNA, 3659 nt
Organism: Manacus vitellinus (golden-collared manakin)
Lineage: Eukaryota; Metazoa; Chordata; Aves; Passeriformes; Pipridae
Gene: ADAMTS1
Product: ADAM metallopeptidase with thrombospondin type 1 motif 1
Exons: 8
Coding region: 133-2292 (719 amino acids)
Biological process (GO): extracellular matrix organization; proteolysis
Cellular component (GO): extracellular matrix
Molecular function (GO): metalloendopeptidase activity; zinc ion binding
Source: RefSeq, a predicted model, not a curated record